This is a messenger RNA of Scleropages formosus (Asian bonytongue), 1875 nucleotides long. RefSeq names its product pinopsin-like. Gene Ontology annotation, molecular function: G protein-coupled receptor activity. The record is from RefSeq and is a predicted model, not a curated record. The transcript has 4 exons. Gene Ontology annotation, biological process: G protein-coupled receptor signaling pathway; visual perception. Gene Ontology annotation, cellular component: membrane. The coding region runs from base 20 to 1225 and encodes 401 amino acids. NCBI's taxonomy places the organism in Eukaryota, Metazoa, Chordata, Actinopteri, Osteoglossiformes, Osteoglossidae.
CGCACCGCACCGCACCGGCAUGUUCUCCGAGUCCCCGAACGCGAACCUGAGCGCGAACGCGAGCGCCGAGGAGCCGAUCGCCCCGCUGGAGCCCGAGUGGAGCGACAGAGCGCCGGAGAGCCUCUCUCGGACCGGGCACACCGUGGUCUCCGUCUUCCUGGGCUCCAUCAUGCUCUUCGGCUUCCUCAACAACCUGGUGGUGCUCGUGCUCUUCUGCAAGUUCAAGACGCUGCGCACCCCGGUGAACAUGCUGCUGCUCAACAUCAGCGUGAGCGACAUGCUCGUGUGCGUGUGCGGGACCACGCUGAGCUUCGCGGCGAGUGUGCGGGGCCGCUGGCUCGUGGGCCGCCACGGCUGCAUGUGGUACGGCUUCGUCAACUCCUGCUUCGGAAUCGUGUCACUAAUCUCCCUGGCCGUGCUCUCGUAUGACCGCUACAGCACCUUAACCGUCUACAACAAGCGGGCUCAAGAGUACCGAAAGCCUCUGCUGGCAGUGGGAGGGUCAUGGCUCUACUCACUGUUCUGGACUGUGCCCCCAUUGCUGGGCUGGAGCAGUUAUGGCCUGGAAGGAGCAGGGACGAGCUGCUCUGUGACCUGGACGGCACGAACGACACAGUCUCACUCCUAUAUCAUCUGCCUCUUCAUCUUCUGCCUGGUAUUGCCCGUUCUGGUCAUGGUGUACUGCUACGGGAGGCUACUGUACGCUGUCAAGCAGGUUGGAAAGAUCCGGAAAACAGCAGCUCGGCGGAGGGAGUACCACAUCCUGUUCAUGGUAAUCACCACGGUCGUGUGCUACUUGCUCUGCUGGAUGCCUUACGGUGUGGUGGCUAUGAUGGCAACAUUUGGGCGGCCAGGAAUCAUCCCACCUAUUGCCAGUGUGGUGCCCUCCAUUCUGGCAAAGAGCAGCACCGUCAUCAACCCACUUAUCUACAUCCUUAUGAACAAACAGUUUUACAGGUGUUUACUGAUCCUCUUUCACUGCAAGCAAAGGAGCACUGACAAUGGCCAGUCUUCCAUGCCGUCCAAGACCACAGUCAUCCGUCUCAACCGCAAGACCUGCAGUAACACAGUGGCGUGUGCUGUGCAGGUGCCCAGGGAGGUACACCAUCUGGAAUGCUCCAUGCCCAGGGCAGAGAGUAGCAACCCCCCUGAAACGUGCCACCUGAGGAUGCCCCCACCUGCUGUCCCAUAUGCUUCUUGCAGUACGGCAGUUCUGCCCAGUUAAUGCAACCAUGCAGCGAUGCACUGCACUACUUCACCAGCAACCUUCAUACUCAUCUCUGGGUCAUCCUUAUUAUGCAGUGCAAGUGUGCACAUGAAAAAAUCUGCAUUAGCUUGAUGUUUGUCAGAUGUUUUUCAAAAUGAGAGAUUAACAGUGUUUUUUGUUGGUACCUACUAAUUUGCUGGACUGAUGCGGAUUUAAGAUUCGUGUUGUCCUGGAUGUUAUGAUGGCCAAAUUUAUCAUGAAAUGUUAUUGUUUAAGCUCCCCUGCAGUAGCUGCUAAUUAUGUACAGAGUACAGUGAUGAGCUACACCUCACCAGCAACUUUCAAACCCAUCCAUGGGUCCUUGUUAUUCAGUGCACAAAGCAAAAUCAGCAUUAAAAGUACUCAGAUGCUUGCUUAUAAAAGAAUUGUGGACUGUCGAUGUUUUUUCAGUGUUAAAUUUGUUGGAUGGAUGCCCCACUUCACUUUUGUGCUACCAUUAAUGUAAUGAAGAAUAAACGUCUAAUACUGUAUAAUGAUGUGCACUAAUUGCAAAUUAUGUAUCAUGAUACAAAGAGAAAAUAUAUAAUCUUGACUUUUUACAUUCCAGUACCUGCAUAAAUAUUUUAAUUUGUGUAAUUUUAUCAAAUGCACUGUGCAAAAGUAGCAGA